AUGGCGGCAUCUACUUUAACUACAAAUUCUGGAUAUUUGUCUAGAAUUGAGCCCCUAACUGGUACAAACUUCAACAUUUGGAGAGAUCAAGUGAAAUUGACUCUUGAAGUUAUGGAUCUUGAUCAUGCUUUGAGACUAGAACGAUAUGCUGCCCUCACCGACAAAAGUUCGCCGGAUGAAAAGAGGGCAUAUGAAUUAUGGGAUCGGUCAAAUAGAAUGUCUAUCAUGAUCAUUAAAAAUUCCAUUUAUGUUGCCAAUGGAGGAGCCAUCUCUGACUCCGAAGAUGCCAAGACAUACCUUAACUCCAUGGAGGAUCAAUUUAAAGGGACUUCAAAGGCCUAUGCAAGUACCUUGAUCCUCAAAAUGUUGACUACUAAGUACAAUGGGGGCAGUGGUGUGCAUGAGCACAUAAUGAUGAUGAGUGACAUGGCAAACAAACUCAAAAGUAUGGACAUGGAUUAG
Molecule: messenger RNA, 462 nt
Organism: Cynara cardunculus var. scolymus (artichoke)
Lineage: Eukaryota; Viridiplantae; Streptophyta; Magnoliopsida; Asterales; Asteraceae
Exons: 1
Coding region: 1-462 (153 amino acids)
Source: RefSeq, a predicted model, not a curated record